Molecule: messenger RNA, 2085 nt
Organism: Sebastes umbrosus (honeycomb rockfish)
Lineage: Eukaryota; Metazoa; Chordata; Actinopteri; Perciformes; Sebastidae
Product: membrane frizzled-related protein
Exons: 13
Coding region: 1-1791 (596 amino acids)
Molecular function (GO): protein binding
Source: RefSeq, a predicted model, not a curated record
AUGUCUGACCUCAGCCAAGUUGCAGUGUACUCAGACUCCUCAGAUAUUUAUAAGAAUGUGUUCUGCAACCCUGCCUUUGAGCUGGAGGGGGAGCGAGAGGAGCGGGUGGAGGGAUUCAGGACGUCCUCGUCCACCCCCGAACCAAUCAAACCGCCAGCAGCUGGUCUAGGGUUGGGUCUGUUUGGGGUGUGCGUGAUGCGUCUUCGGGGUCCAGGUUGCGGCUGGGGGGUUGUGGUGAUCUCUGCUGCUGCCCUGCUCCUGUUAACGGCCCUCGGACUGGCGCUGGCCCUCAUCCUCACACAGAUAAAGGGCCAGGCAGUGGAGGAUCAGUUGCUGCCCACCAGCUCUCCAGACCAGCUGAAUGCAGGAGAUGGAGCGUCCCAUACUGUACCCACAAUCUCUGCCAACAGAAGUCAACAGGAAAGUACAUCCACACCACAGCCCGCUAGGAUCCAACCAUCUGAAACACGUUGUGGAGGGGUGUUGACUGACUCAGAGGGCAGUUUCAGCUCUCCAAACCACCCCGGCUCCUACCCCCCCAACUUGCUGUGUGUGUGGGUCAUCCGAGUCCCGCCCCCCUCCCCGGUCCAGAUCCACGUCUCCUCUCUGGCUGUAGAGGGCCCGUCUCCCUGUCUGUUUGACUGGCUGGAGGUGCGGGAGCAGAUAGAGCAGAGCUCUGUGGCCACCAGGUUCUGUGGCAACGUAGCACCACCAAUCAUCAACACAAACAGCAGCACAGUGUGGGUCACCUUCCGCUCUGAUGCCAGCAUCGCAGGCAGCGGCUUCACUGCACAGUACAGGGCCAUACUGCCUGGACACCAGAGCUGCUCCAGAGAAGAGUUUAUGUGUGACAGUGGUCGCUGUCUGCUGCCUGUGUCUGUGUGUGACGGUCAUCCAAACUGCCAUGACCAAACAGACGAGGCAAACUGCAGCCAUAAACACAAAGACUGUGGUGGGCAGAAGACCGGGCCGUAUGGAUACCUGUCAAGUCCAAACCACCCCAAACCGUACCCUCACCAGCAGUUGUGCAUAUGGUAUAUAUCUGUUGAAGAGGGUCACGUUGUCACGCUGAGCUUCAGGAACUUCAGCCUGGAGACUCAGGAUGUGUGCGAGUUUGACUACGUGGAGGUGCACGACGGUGUCAGUAUUGGAGCUGGAAGAGUGCUGGGAAGGUUUUGUGGCACCACCUUCCCUCCGGACCUGACCUCCUCCAGCCCCCACAUGACGGUGGUGUUUGUGGCCGAUGAGGGAGUGGCCGACAGCGGCUUCAACGCCACCUACCAGGCCGUGUCUGUCCUGGGCAGGACAUGUGGUCCCAGCCAGUUUGCCUGCAGUACAGGGGAGUGUCUUCAGCAGCAGUGGAUGUGUGACGGAUGGAACGACUGCCCUGAUGGAGCAGAUGAGCAGAGCUGUGGCAACUCCACCUAUCCUCCAUUCACGUCAUCGUGUGAGUCCAUAGAGGUAGAGAUGUGUCAAGGCCUCAGCUACAACCUCACCUCAUUCCCAAACAUCUGGCUAUCCAUUGCUGAUCAGAGAGAAGCUGCCACCCUCCUUCGACAGUACCGGGUGCUGAUGGAGCUGGCGUGCUUCGAGCCCUUGCGGAGGCUGGUUUGCGGGAUGUUCCUGCCCCAGUGCAGCCCUCAGGGUGGCGUCCUCCAGCCCUGCCGCUCGGUCUGCUCCUCCGCCGAGCAGCAAUGCAGCCAUGCUCUGGAUCUCUUCUCCUUCAGCUGGCCCUUCAACUGCCACCUCCUGCCGGACUCACAGGACCCCAUGGAGUGCUCGCUGCCUUGACGCUUCAAGAGUUUGUAGUUUGUGCUAGUAAGAAGAGAUGAUCACACACAGAUUUGCAGCAGUGUUUGAGAGGACUGAAAGGCCUGCAUUUUACAGAACUGACUCAUUUUCUGGACUCAGACCAGCAGGUCUACAGCAUUCAAGAGUUGUGUUGUAGAAAGCAUUUUGAGUUGGAGCAUGAAUGCAACCCUCAUUACACACUACUGCCUGUAAAGCUUGUGGUGCAUGCAGAAAAUUGCAGCACAGUAACUAUUUUAAAAGGAAAGCUACGUAAAUAAAAAUAAGUUUAAUGUU